Fibroporia radiculosa is the source of this 885-nucleotide messenger RNA. RefSeq lists its product as uncharacterized. Gene Ontology annotation, molecular function: fatty acid elongase activity. The record is from RefSeq and is a predicted model, not a curated record. Gene Ontology annotation, cellular component: endoplasmic reticulum membrane. The coding region runs from base 1 to 885 and encodes 294 amino acids. Gene Ontology annotation, biological process: fatty acid elongation, polyunsaturated fatty acid; fatty acid elongation, monounsaturated fatty acid; very long-chain fatty acid biosynthetic process. NCBI's taxonomy places the organism in Eukaryota, Fungi, Basidiomycota, Agaricomycetes, Polyporales, Fibroporiaceae. The transcript is spliced from 8 exons.
AUGGCCCCUCUCGCUGAUCUCCUCGUGCGUACCAUCCCGCUCUCGCUGCCCCGCUAUGUGCAGAGCUACGUGCCGGGAAAGACCCUGUUGUCGACGCAGCAGGAGGUAUGGCCCACGCUCGCCGGGUACCUCGUCGUCGUCUUCAUUCUACGCACGUAUAUGAAAAACCGGCCACCACUGAAGCUCAAUGCAUUAUUCCAACUGCAUAACGUCCUCCUCAGUUCAGGUAGCGCACUCCUGCUCGCGCUCAUGGCCGAGGAGAUUGCGCCUCUGUUCUUCAAGCACGGCCUGUUCUGGUCGAUGUGUAGCGACGAUAUGUGGACGAGUCGGCUGGAGACAUACUAUAUUAUCAACUAUUACUUUAAGUACCUUGAGCUCCUUGAUACGGUCUUCUUGGCCUUGAAGAAGAAGCCGCUCGCUUUCCUGCAUGUGUAUCACCAUUCUGCCACUGCUCUGCUCUGCUACACUCAGCUUAACGGAAGGACCAGCGUGCAAUGGAUCCCCAUCACGAUCAAUUUGUCUGUCCAUGUUCUAAUGUACUACUACUACUAUGCGACUGCUGGUGGUGCCAAGAUAUGGUGGAAGAAAUACUUGACGACUAUGCAAAUUGUUCAAUUUGUCAUUGAUCUCUUCGCCGUGUACUUUGCGACGUACUCGUAUUAUGCCUCCAUGUACCGAUGGAACGUACCCAAUCUUGGAUCGUGCGCUGGGACGGAGUCUGCUGCGUUGUUUGGCUGCUUGCUCCUGUCGAGCUAUCUUGUCUUGUUCAUCCAAUUCUACAUUCAAACGUACAAGAAGCCGGGUAAGGGCAAAGGAUCGCAGGCAAACGGCAAGGCGAUCGCCAACGGCAAUGGUGUUGCGAACGGACACCAUAAGAUGGAGUAA